Molecule: messenger RNA, 1825 nt
Organism: Pseudoliparis swirei
Lineage: Eukaryota; Metazoa; Chordata; Actinopteri; Perciformes; Liparidae
Gene: hs3st1l2
Product: heparan sulfate (glucosamine) 3-O-sulfotransferase 1-like 2
Molecular function (GO): [heparan sulfate]-glucosamine 3-sulfotransferase activity
Source: RefSeq, a predicted model, not a curated record
GUGUGUGUGUGUGUGUGUGUGUGUGUGUGUGUGUGGCACCAUGCUGUGGACAGUGGUACUAGCGCUGCUGGUGAUUCUGCUGCUGCAGACUCAGCUGUCUGUGUGCUUAAGGGAAUUACGCGGCGGGGGUUCCAGCUCCUCCUCUCCUCUUCCCUCUUCUUCUUCACCCUCCUCCUCCUCUCACAAUGCCACCCAGUUGCGGCUGCCCGGAGCGAUUAUUAUUGGCGUGCGGAAAGGCGGCACCAGAGCGCUGCUGGAGAUGCUCAACCUGCACCCAGACGUGGAAGUGGCGAAGGCCGAGGUGCACUACUUCAACGUGGAGAAGCACUACCGGCGGGGCCUGGCGUGGUACCGAGCCCAGAUGCCCCUCAGCCUCCCCGGGCAGCUGACGGUGGAGAAGACCCCCGGCUACUUCGCGUCCCCUCAAGUUCCCGAGCGCGUCCGCCGCAUGAACCCGGCGGUCCGCCUGCUGCUCAUCGUGCGCGACCCGGCGGAGCGGCUGGUGUCCGACUACACCCAGGUGCUCCACAACCGCCUGGCCCGCCACAAGCCCUACCAGCCGCUGGAGGAGCUCCUGAUCCGUGAGGGCCGCGUGGACCCCGCCUACAAGGCGCUGCAGCGGAGCCUGUACCACCAGCAUCUGGCCCGCUGGUUGCAGGUGUUCCCCCGGGAGCAGGUCCACGUGGUGGACGGCGACGCCCUCAUCCGGGAUCCCUUCCCCGAGCUGAGGAAGGCGGAGAGGUUUCUGGACCUGCCACGCCGGAUUAGCCCCGACAACUUCUACUUCAACUCCACCAAGGGCUUCUACUGCCUCCUGUCGGCCGGCCGCGACAAGUGCCUAGACGAGUCCAAGGGCCGGCCGCACGCGCCGCUCGGCGCCCGGGCCUUCCAGAAGCUGUGCCGCUACCUCAGGAAGCCCAACCAAGUGUUCUUCGGCAUGGUGGGGAGGUCGUUUUCCUGGUGCUGACCUGGUGGCGCGAAGACACGCCCCCAAAUGAUGCCAACAAGGACACAGCGGGGGGGGGGGGGCGGAGGUCGACGAAGGGACAGAUUUGUUUGUCAUGAACAUCUUUUGUUGUUGUUGUUGAUACCGACUCAGGUUCAGGGUUCACACACAUGGUGACCGGUAGGGUACCAGGACUUUUCCAUUUCAAGAUUUUCCAGGAUUGUAAACCAAAUUUCCAAGAACAAACAUUUUGUGAAAUCUUAAAAAAUUGAGAAAAUGUUGUAUUUAAACUAACAAUGAGAACUUUUAUAUUUUCAGUUUCGGUGCGUUCACUCGUGUGCCGGUGUAUAUUUUGAGCAUCUCUCCAUAAAAGAUAUUUUGAUUAUUUAAAACUCAGCGUAAUUUUUGUAAAGGUCUUUUCCAGGCCUGGAAAUUAACAUCUUUAAAAAUUCCAUGACUUUUCCAGGUUUUCCAUGACCGUACGAACCCUGCAGGUUGUAAAUGUGACCAACUAAAGCUGCACGUGUGCGUGUGUGUGUGUGUGUGCGUGUGUGUGUCAAACCUUUAUACCAUGAACCACCCCGUGCCUCGGGUGAAAGUCUGAAGUUCGAGACUCUGAAGUGAAAAAUGAUUUAAUUAAUUAAUUUGUAUGAACUCUUAAUUUCAUUAAAUGUGGACAAAAAAAAUUCAACAAACACAAAACAACGCCCCUAUUUGAUAUGUUUGUGUAGAUAUGUUUUAGUUUAGAGUCUUUUCUGUUAAAUUCUUUUGUUUUGACUUCUUCUGGUUUUUGUUUUUGGGGAUUUCUUUUUACUUUCAAGGCCAAUGUAGUACUGCUGAUUUUUAUAAAGAUGUCUUUCUAAUAAAAUGUAUUCAGUC